AUGUCGGACAUUGAAAAGAGCCCCGAAAAGGGCCAAUCACCUGAGAAACUUGAACCUACGACUCGAACUAAGAUCCCAUACUGGCGAAUGAUCUGCGACCAAGGUGUUGUCACUCAGGAAAUUAUCGACUAUCCCUAUGUUGGAUCUGGAACAGAUGAGGAUCCCUACGUGGUGACAUGGAUUGACAACGAUCCUCGUAACCCUAUGCUUUUCAGUGAUGCAACCAAAUGGGGAUAUACCAUGAUCGUCUCAAUUGCGACCCUGGCUGUAUCAUUGGUCUCAUCUGCAUACACUGGAGGUGUCCAGCAAAUCGAGGACCAAUUCCAUAUUGGAGACGAACUUGCCACGCUCGGUGUUUCGCUUUUCGUCUUGGGUUUCGCUAUUGGACCAUUGCUCUGGGCUCCUAUGUCGGAACUUUUUGGUCGCCAGAUCCUCUAUGUCAUCACCUACGCUGCUCUUACCCUUUUUAACAUCGGAACAGCCUGUGCACAGAACAGUUGGUCGCUGAUUAUCCUUCGAUUCUUCGCUGGUUCUUUUGGAUCCUCCCCACUUACCAACGCUGGUGGAGUCAUCGCCGAUAUGUUCCCCGCAAAGCAGCGAGGUUCCGCGAUGAGUCUCUUCGCCUCCGCACCAUUUCUCGGUCCUGUCCUUGGACCUAUCAUCGGUGGUUUCUUGGGAAUGAAUGCUGGCUGGAGAUGGGUCAUGGGCUUUUUGGCUGCCUUCUCUGGAGUUGUCUGGAUUGUGGGAUCUCUACUUAUGCCCGAGACAUAUGCGCCUGUCCUUCUUCGACGCCGUGCUGAGAAGCUUUCUAAGCUCUCAGGUAAGAUCUACCGCAGCAAGAUUGAGAUCGAUCAGGGUAAGGUCUCUCUUACUGAGGCAUUCAAGGUCGCUUUGUCCCGCCCCUGGAUCCUCCUCUUCCGCGAGCCCAUUGUCUUCCUGUUGUCGCUCUAUAUGGCUAUUGUGUACGGUACACUGUAUAUGAUGUUUGCGGCAUUCCCUAUUGUGUAUGAGGAGGACCGUGGCUGGAACCAGGGUGUGAGUGGAUUAGCCUUUUUAGGUAUCAUGGUUGGUAUGCUUGCUGCAAUUGUCUACAGUCUUUGGGACAAUAAGCGGUAUAUCAAGACCGAGGAAAGGCACGAGGGCUUUGCUCCCCCUGAGGCUCGUCUACCUCCCACUAUGAUUGCUGCCAUCACGAUCCCUGUUGGCUUAUUCUGGUUCGCCUGGACCAACUACCCUUCAAUCCACUGGAUGGCCAGUAUCGCAGCCGGUGCACCCUUUGGCUUUGGAAUGGUGCUUGUGUUCCUCGGUAUCAUGAACUAUCUCAUUGAUGCAUACACCAUCUUUGCAGCUUCCGUCUUGGCCGCCAACUCCGUUCUGCGUUCAUGCUUCGGUGCCGCAUUCCCUCUGUUCACUACUUACAUGUUUGACAACUUGGGUAUCCACUGGGCCUCUUGCAUCCCCGCAUUCUUGGCUCUCGCUUGUCUGCCCUUCCCCUUCUUGUUCUACAAAUACGGAGCUGCGAUUCGCAAACGCUGCAAGUUCGCCGCUGAGUCCGAUGCUUUCAUGCGCAAGAUUCAGGAAAUGGCCAAGGCCAUCCCCUCUGAGGAAGUCGACGUCAAGUUCGAUCGCACCGAGGCUCCGGCGCCCAAUGAACCCCUGUCCAGCGACUCCGACGAAGGAUCCGCUGUGCAGCGAAGCCGCAGCCGUGCCCACUCCACAGCUUCCUCCUUAAACCGAGUUCCUACCUACGAAGGCAAUCCAUUUGAUAUGGAUCGCGUCAACACCAAGGACUCCUUCAAGAACUAA
Penicillium malachiteum is the source of this 1806-nucleotide messenger RNA. RefSeq names its product MFS transporter. The record is from RefSeq and is a predicted model, not a curated record. The transcript is spliced from 2 exons. Bases 1 to 1806 code for a protein of 601 amino acids. Gene Ontology annotation, biological process: transmembrane transport. Gene Ontology annotation, molecular function: transmembrane transporter activity. Lineage: Eukaryota; Fungi; Ascomycota; Eurotiomycetes; Eurotiales; Aspergillaceae.